Lachancea mirantina is the source of this 1089-nucleotide messenger RNA. Lineage: Eukaryota; Fungi; Ascomycota; Saccharomycetes; Saccharomycetales; Saccharomycetaceae. The record is from the annotation of a GenBank genome assembly.
AUGUCUAAGAAAAUCGUUGUGUUGUCCGGUGACCACGUUGGUCCUGAAAUCACCGAUGAGGCUAUCAAAGUGCUCAAGGCCAUCUCUGAAGUGCGUCCCGGUGUGAAAUUCGAGUUUGAAAACCACUUGAUUGGUGGUGCGGCAAUUGACGCUACGGGCGUCCCAUUGCCUGAAGACGCACUAGAAGCGUCGAAAAAUGCGUCUGCUGUUCUUUUGGGUGCUGUCGGUGGUCCAAAAUGGGGCACUGGAGCUGUCAGACCAGAACAAGGUUUGCUCAAAAUUCGUAAAGAAUUGGGGCUGUAUGCCAACCUCAGACCUUGCAAUUUUGCCUCUGAGUCUCUACUUUCUUUGUCACCUCUCAAAGCCGAGCAUGCGCGUGGUACCGAUUUCGUCGUUGUGCGUGAACUGGUCGGUGGCAUUUACUUUGGAGAACGUAAGGAAGACACCGGUGACGGUGUUGCGUGGGACAGCGAGAAAUACUCUGUUCCUGAAGUUCAACGUAUCACCCGUAUGGCUGCGUUCCUUGCACUCCAACAAAACCCUCCCCUUCCUAUCUGGUCUCUAGACAAGGCCAAUGUGCUUGCUUCGUCUCGUCUAUGGCGUAAAACUGUCGAAGAAACUAUCAAGAACGAGUUCCCAACGUUGAAGGUCCAACAUCAACUCAUUGAUUCUGCAGCCAUGAUUCUAGUCAAGAACCCAACCCAACUAAACGGUAUUAUAAUCACCAACAAUAUGUUCGGUGACAUUAUCUCCGACGAAGCCUCUGUCAUUCCCGGGUCUUUGGGUCUACUCCCAUCUGCGUCUUUGGCUUCUUUGCCAGACACGAACACUGCCUUCGGUCUUUACGAACCUUGCCAUGGGUCUGCUCCUGAUCUACCAAAGGGUAAAGUUAACCCUGUGGCUACUAUCCUAUCUGCUGCCAUGAUGUUAAAACUUUCUCUAGACUUGGUCGAAGAAGGUAAAGCCAUUGAGACCGCUGUGGGCCAAGUUAUUGACGCCGGUAUCAGAACCGGUGACCUUGGAGGCACCAACUCCACCACCGAAGUGGGUGACGCUAUCGCAGAAGCCGUCAAGAAACUAUUGGCAUAA